Xenia sp. Carnegie-2017 is the source of this 1332-nucleotide messenger RNA. RefSeq names its product nuclear receptor subfamily 4 group A member 1-like. Bases 176 to 1246 code for a protein of 356 amino acids. Gene Ontology annotation, molecular function: nuclear glucocorticoid receptor binding; zinc ion binding; RNA polymerase II cis-regulatory region sequence-specific DNA binding. The record is from RefSeq and is a predicted model, not a curated record. NCBI's taxonomy places the organism in Eukaryota, Metazoa, Cnidaria, Anthozoa, Malacalcyonacea, Xeniidae. The transcript has 6 exons. Gene Ontology annotation, cellular component: transcription regulator complex; nucleus. Gene Ontology annotation, biological process: regulation of transcription by RNA polymerase II; cellular response to corticotropin-releasing hormone stimulus.
AGCACAAAUGCGAUAAGUUAAGAUAAGGUGUGACGAACUCAAGAGCAUGAACGCUGAAAACAAAAAGGUGCAAGCGACUCGGCCAAGUGGCACAAAUAGGAAGUUUGCGUUUUUACAUAACAAAAAAUAAGAAACUACACACGAAGUUUAAGUCAACAAAAAAGAGGUUGGAGAAAUGGCAUCCAUUCCAGAAAGUCGUAAAGACAUAGACCGCAAAGAAAGUUUUGUCAUGAAGUCAAUAGUGUCGGUGAAAAGUGCACGCACAUGCGCAGUUUGCGGUGACAAAGCAUCGGGCUUUCAUUACGGAGUGAAGAGUUGCGAAGGAUGCAAGAGCUUCUUUAAAAGAACGAUUCAAAAACAACUUCAGUACAUUUGUGUCGAGGAGAGUGAAUGUGUAAUCGAUAAAAGCAACCGAAUUAGAUGUCAAUACUGUCGUUUUCAGAAAUGUGUUAAGCUCGGAAUGCUCAAAGAAGCUGUUCGAGAAGACCGGGCACCAGGAGGGCGACCAAGAAUAAAGUCCUUGCUAACUUUAAAAGAGCACAAAGAAACAUAUGGUUCUUCUCAAAUGAUAUUGGAAUUCAUCCAAGCCAGACCAGAUUGCGUCCCUUCGAUGAAACAGAACGAAAACUCGCUAACUUUACCCGACCUUUAUCACUUUCAUACGGUGGAAAUUCUUAUGGAAGUUGCCGUUCAAGAACUUCGAAUGAUUAUAAAAUGGGCAACUCAGCUUUCAAGAUUCAACAUCUUGAAUGUUGAUGAUCAAAUAAGUCUCCUCAGCGAAGCAGCCUUGGAAUUGUGGGUAUUUAGAAUUUGCCAAAGAUCAAGUCCUCAUCAAGGUUUUGUCGUAUUUGCAAAGGAGGUUGUUUGGCAUGUCGACUAUCAGUCGCAUGUUGUCAUUGGUCAAUGGGUUGCUAUGCUUUUAAUGUACGCUCGAAAACUACAGACUUUACAACUAGAUAUGGCCGAGUUUGCGUGUAUUAGUGCCAUACUGCUAUUUACGCAGGAAUCUUGUUCGAAAUUGCGCGACUACGAUGCCGUAGAGGAAAGCCUCAACCAAGGAAUACGUUGUCUUAAAGACUAUAUCAAAUGUUCAUAUCCAGAGAAAACAAACAGAUUUGCUCAAAUUCUGCUUAAGUUGCCGUCUCUUCGAGAAGUUUGUCAAAGUGCAAAAAAACAAUCUUUGUUCGCAAAGUCGUUUGCAAGCUUUGCCCUACCCACCAUAUCGUCAAUUCUUCUUCAGAAAUAACGAUACUUUAGCAAAGAUAUUCAAGCACAAAUGGUUGAAAGAAAUGUGUAAAAAAUUGAUUUAAAAUAUAGCUUUCUUCUAGUUCA